GCAAUACUGAGUCACGUUGCUAUAUCACCUACCUCCUGAUACAGUGCAAUGAAAAGAGCACUUCACCUCUGUGUAGCUUCCCUGUAAUCUUUAACCCCAGUGGAAUCAUGGGGAAAACGCAGACAAACUGAAACUGAGGGACAAUGCAUGAAAUAUCUGACUGGUGCUCUUCAAAAGUGUCAAGGUCAUGAAAAACAAGGAAAGACCAAGGCACUGUCACAGAUAGGAGCAGACUAAGGAGACAUGAUAACUAAAUGCAGUAUGGUGUCCUGGAUUGAACCUUGGAGCAAAAAAAUUGGAUCAUUGGAGAAACUGGUGGCUUGCUUGCUGGUGUCAUCCUGAAAAGAAGAAAGAUGCUGCUGGAAUAAGCUCGGCCUGACGACGGCGGCGCAGGCGGUAGCUGGGAGGUGUUAGUAGCAUUGGCGGGACUCCUCAGAGCAAGUGGAAUUCUUCGCGCUGGAGGAGGCACCGCAGCCUGGGCUCUGUGGGACUGAGGCGGCAUCAGCUGGACUUGAAGAGCUCCAAUGGCAGUCAACAAGAGCCCAGCCUUGCUGGAUGGAGACCUCCCCGAGCAGGAGAACGUGCUGCAGCGGGUCCUGCAGCUGCCGGUGGUGAGCGGCACCUGUGAGUGCGUCCAGAAGACCUACACUAGCACCAAGGAAGCCCACCCCCUGGUGGCCUCUGUGUGCAAUGCCUACGAGAAAGGCGUGCAGGGCGCCAGCAGCCUGGCAGCCUGGAGCAUGGAGCCGGUGGUCCGCAGGCUGUCCACCCAGUUCAUAGCUGCCAACGAGCUGGCCUGCCGAGGCCUGGACCACCUGGAGGAAAAGAUCCCGGCCCUCCAGUACCCGCCUGAAAAGAUCGCCUCAGAGCUGAAGGGCACCAUCUCCACCCGCCUCCGCAGCGCCAGGAACAGUAUCAGCAUGCCCAUUGCCAGCACUUCGGACAAGGUCCUGGGGGCCGCCCUGGCGGGUUGCGAGCUCGCCUGGGGCGUGGCCAAAGACACCGCGGAGUAUGCCGCCAGCACCCGGGCCGGCCGGCUGGCCUCCGGCGGGGCCGACUUGGCCCUGGGCGGUGUGGAGAAGGUGGUCGAGCUCCUGCUCCCCCCAGCCAAGGAAGAGCCAGGCCCUGCUCCAGGAUGUCAGGCGGCCCCGAAGCCUCCCAAGGCCAAGCCGAGCCUGGUGGGCAGGGUUGGGGCCCUGGCCAACACCCUGUCUCAACACACCUUCCAGACCACAGCACGGGUGCUGAAGCAGGGCCACGCCCUGGCCAUGUGGAUCCCGGGUGUGGCUCCUCUGAGCAGCCUGGCCCAGUGGGGCGCCUCAGCGGCCAUGCAGGUGGUGUCCCGAAGGCAGAGCGAGGUGCGGGUGCCCUGGCUGCACAACAUGGCCGCCUCCCAGGAGGAGGACCGUGAUGAGCAGACGGACACAGAGGGGGAGACGACUGAGGAGGAGGACGAGCCAGAGAUGGAGGAGAAGAAGUUCAAUGAGGUAGCAGCCCUGCCCAGCCCGCGGGGCCUCCUGGGCAGUGUGGGGCACACCCUGCAGAGGGCCAUCCGGGGCACCAUCUCGGCUGUGACGUGGGCACCUGCAGCUGUGCUGGGCACAGCAGGGAGGAUGCUGGGCCUCACAUCAGCCCAUCCUGCCUCCUCCACCAAAAGGAGGGCCAUGUCCCUGUCAGAUGCUUUGAAGGGCGUCACAGACAACGUGGUGGACACAGUAGUGCAUUAUGUGCCCCUCCCCAGGCUGUCACUGAUGGAGCCCGAGAGCGAGUUCCGGGACAUCGACAACCCGCCCCCUGAGACGGAGCGCAGGGGGUCCGGGGCGCCGCCCUCUGGCCCCGAUACCACCCUGCGCGCGGCUCAGCACCGAGGCAGCCUACGCAGUGCGAGGGGCCCCGGCCUGGAGGACAGGGGGGACCCGCCUGCCUCAUCGCGCCCGGCCUUCCCGGCCGCGCCCCGCGAGAAGCCGAAGCGCAGGGUCAGCGACAGUUUCUUCCGCCCCAGCGUCAUGGAGCCCAUCCUGGGCCGCGCGCAGUACAACCAGCUGCGCAAGAAGAGCUGAGCGCCGCCCCCUGCGAGCCGGCGGGGCCUGUGUCGCCAGCACGUAAGCAGCCCUGCACUUCCAAGAGAGCGUUGACUUCUUCACAGUAGCCCCCUGGGCAGCCCGAGCCUCAUUCUGACGAUGCUGCCAAGGCACACGUCAUCUUGUGAGCAUCCUUUUGGAGUUUAGCCCUCAGAGCCAAUUUUUAAGAAGCAUCAGAGCAGCAGCCUUCUUUGAUUGUAUGUCUUGCUUUUUACUGAAAGAUUAGUGGCCUAACCUGAGCUCUUCUUUAACCAAACUUGUUGCAAAAUGACAUUUGACUGUUUCCAAGAUUUUGAGCCAUCUUCUGUGGACAAACUAUUUGCCACCAAUGAGUUACGUGUCAGGACCCUGAAGGUCCAAGCAUGUUUAAGCCCUGAGCUCAGAUUUCUGAGUAUCGCACUUCUCAGUAGGCUACUUUGAAGGAACAACAAUCAGGUGUAAAAGCUCUCGUGUGUUUAUAUAAAAUAGCGUCACUUUUUGCGUACCUGGCACCCUGCGCUUCUCCAGGCCGGGUACUGGCCUGUGCUCUGUAGCGCCACCUUCUGGCUCAGUCAUUCCCAUUUGCACCCUGACUUCCCACCUGAGCAUUCACCCUUUGGAAUGCUGUCACUCCCAGUGUGGCGGGACGACAGGUGACCCUUCACCUUAUAAAGUCUAUACCAUAUAGACCAUUCCAAGCCCUGUUUUUGAAAAUGUUAAUAUUCAGUAAAUCUAAGGGAUGCAUCCAUUUAAUUUAAAUUUCAAACACUGCAAAUGGGUGGGAUCCCUGAGGUCCCAGUUCCCCUUCACAAAACAAUCACGGUGCCAGCCACCUGUGUAUCUUCCAGUUACAGGCUGUGUACAUGCUAGCACGUGUGUAGGAACACCCCACCUUCGUUCGCACAGCUGUGGAGGUGGGGGUGCUCUUUCCACUUAACAAUACAUCUUAGACAUCUUUUUGUGUCACUAGCAUAAAUCCUCCUUGCUCUUUUUAAUGGCCACAUAGUAGGUGCCUCAAUGUAGAUGCUAUAAUUGAUUUAACUAGUUUCCUUGUCGAGGACUGUUAGGUUGUUUCCAUUUUUUUUUCUUGCUACUGCAAACAGUACUGCAAUAAAUGUCCUUAUACAGAG
Hipposideros armiger (great roundleaf bat) is the source of this 3190-nucleotide messenger RNA. RefSeq names its product perilipin 1 (gene PLIN1). Gene Ontology annotation, biological process: lipid metabolic process. NCBI's taxonomy places the organism in Eukaryota, Metazoa, Chordata, Mammalia, Chiroptera, Hipposideridae. The transcript is spliced from 11 exons. The record is from RefSeq and is a predicted model, not a curated record. The coding region runs from base 525 to 2060 and encodes 511 amino acids. Gene Ontology annotation, cellular component: lipid droplet.